Messenger RNA from Nylanderia fulva, 685 nucleotides. It is a transcript of the gene mRpS18A, whose product is annotated as mitochondrial ribosomal protein S18A. Gene Ontology annotation, cellular component: ribosome; mitochondrial small ribosomal subunit. Gene Ontology annotation, molecular function: small ribosomal subunit rRNA binding; structural constituent of ribosome. Lineage: Eukaryota; Metazoa; Arthropoda; Insecta; Hymenoptera; Formicidae. Gene Ontology annotation, biological process: mitochondrial translation. The record is from RefSeq and is a predicted model, not a curated record.
CGCCAUCUAGUAUAAUAGAAAUUUGUGACAGUCGCUGUGCGCUGCACUGCAUGUUGAUAAUUUUACAAUUAAACAAGGAUGGCGAUCCUAUGUCAAUAUAUAAAACAAUUUGGGAAAAGUUUAAUGAUACCUGAACCUAUUAGAAAUAUAUCGCUGUCCGCAACCACAUGUUUAAGAGAAAUAAUCGAAAAGAAGGAUGGCAAGGUUUUAACCAUCGAAGCUCGUAUUGUACCUAACAAGAAGGAACAUCUGCAAGUGAAACUGAAAUGCAAAGCAUGUCCCCUUUGUGCCACAAGACUUAAUGUUAAACAUACAGAUGUUCUUAUACUAAGUCAGUUCCUGCGAACAGAUGGCUGUAUGUUACCACGUAGAAUAACGGGUCUGUGUGAUGUGCAACAGAAAAGAGUUUCCACCCUGGUAGCUAUGGCUCAGAAAGCAGGCUUGAUGCCAAACUUGGCUCCAAAGUGGAGUAAAAGGAAUCCUAAACGUAGACGAGACUGGAAAAAAUUUAACACAUAUUUUGAUGAGAACACCAUCAGACAUAAAUAUGAAAUCUAUGAAGCAAUAGAUCAACCUAGCAUAUAAAACUGUAUAAAUAACACAUGUUUACUAAUUUACAAUUGUUAUAACGAAUGAAGCAGUUAUAUUCGAAUUUAGAAAAAUAUAUAAAUAUUGCCAUGAAGUA